GUGAUCACUGUUGGCAAUAUCGCCAUGAUGUAACCCUUUUAUUAUGCUUGGUUUUGGGUUGAACAUCUUCAUGUUGGACUUAGUUGCUUUAACACUUGCUUUCUUUGUGACUUGUGAUUUUCUUAUGCGCCAAGUGUGAAAAUUAAACAAAUAUGCUUCUUCUAGCCUUGUCUUUAGCCAUAGACAGAAACAGCCAAGGUGGGAGUUGCAGCUUUCCUUUCUACUGACUUCACUACAAACUUGCCAACAAAGAUAGCUUUGAAAGAAAUGGUUGUUCGCUUGCCUUGCGUGUUUCUGCUCUUCUUCUUCUUCUCGCUGCAGCUCCCGAAAUCCCCCCUUCAAGCCGCCGGCACCAGCUUUGAAAAAUUGGUGAGAAAGCUUGGAAUUUCUCCUUCUUCUUGUCCAAGAACCUGAUUUGGAACCCAAAAAUCUCUUCCCCCUACAGGAGCUUUCGGAUCUGCCUUGCUCUGUUUCCUCACCGCCGAUUGCUCUUGCUUUGUGGGGGCGAAUUGCUUUGAAUUUUCGUUACCGUGAGCUUCCCCUGCACUUGCUGUCGGCCUCCUCCCCAAUCUGCACUCCGGUUUUGCUUGCUGGAUUUAUGGUAUGUGGCAGCUUCUCUAAGUCCUAAUUUACCCCUUUAAUUAUUGAAUUUUGUCCAUGGAUUGGCUGCCCCUGUGAUGUCCGAAAGUUUGCAGAAAUUGGGGAUGAAUUUUGAUAGCUUAAGCUAUGUUUUUAAGCUUGGUUUAAGUGUAAAUUAGCUUGAUUAGUUGCUGUGAUUUUUGGAGAAAAUCCUGUGAAAUUAGCUAGUGUUUUGGCCAAUUUGUGAAAAUUGGGGUUACUGUUCAUAGGUCCUGUUCACAUGUUACUGUUCACACCCCGAGGGCUUACAAUUAACGGGGAUUUAAAUGUUUAGUUUGUGAUCUAAGAACGAAUUUGGAGAUAUUUGAUCAUGUGGAGAUUGAUAGGAAUAGCAUCGGGAUUAAGAGUGAUCUUGAUGAUUUCAGUUUGAAUUUGUGAUAGUCCGGUAUUAAUUCUGAGGUAUUUUGAUUAGGUUCUUGAUCGUUCUGUCAGUUUAGUACGUGAAUUGAGUGCUCGGUUUUGCGGAGUGAGGUAAUGAAUCCGAGGGCGGGGAAACCACGGGAAGUGAUGAGUUAGAAGGCUAGCCAUUUUGUAAAGUGAAUAUAGAUUUGAGAUAUAGAUCAUGAUCUUGUAUUUGGAGAUUUUAUGAUAUCAGAGAGAAUUUUAUAAUUUGAUCUUCAGAUUUUGGUGGUAUCAGAGUGUGAUAUGAUAAGUUCCGAGCCUUGUGCACUUGUGGGACCCGUCUCACGAGUGUACGGCGUCUGUCACGCCUCAAAUUUGGGUUUUGGGGCGUGACAAUAAACAACUUUCAUUUUG
Molecule: messenger RNA, 1395 nt
Organism: Rubroshorea leprosula
Lineage: Eukaryota; Viridiplantae; Streptophyta; Magnoliopsida; Malvales; Dipterocarpaceae
Source: the annotation of a GenBank genome assembly